GGGCGGAGUUAACGCGAUGCCAAACUCACGUUGCACGAAUGUGUCAAGCGAUUCGGAAUGGAUGACGUUUUCUCUGGGGAAACUUAAAAGCAUUUAAUGUUUUGAUUCUAUCCGGGACGUCGUUUUGUGGAAUUGUUGUAUUUUGAAGCUCAGAUCGAAUUGGACCGAAAAAGUGCAUCCAGGAUUUAUCACCAACUGACUGAAGACACCACAUGGAACUUAUUCCACUCUCUGAACACAUGAAGACCCCCGAGUGCAACUCUAUCUGGACAAAAUACCAUUAAUGUGCGAUCAAAGUGCGGUGAUGCCAGGGGGUGACAGUGGUCUGGAUGGAGAGAAGUCUGCUUUUCUGUCAACCACAUCAGAGGGUUUAGGGGAGGAGAAUGAAGCAUCAGUGGACCAGGAUGGGCGGGCUCAUCCUGAGCACCUCAGGGGAGAGGAGAGUGGAGCCUCGGGAGGAGAACUGGGGCAGGAAGACGAGGAGAUGACGAGUGGUUCUCAUGAUCUAUCCUCUUCUGCCAAUCACAGCCCUGGAAGUGCUGCAGGAUCCACUGUGGCUUCUUCAAAGAGUGAGCAUGCAGAUGGAGACAAAGGGCAAGCCCACCGAGAGGUGAUGGUGACGGUGGCUGAGAUGAAGAAGAGGCUUCCGGUGGACAAACGCAGCCGCAUCAAAGUCAGCACUGUGGAAGCCUUGCAUUAUGCACUCAACUGUGUCAAGCAAGUACAAGCUAACAGUGAAUACUACAAACUACUCAUGCGAAAUGGACAGGAUGACCAGAAGGAUGCCACACUCUGCACUCUGGAAGAGCUGGAAAGAGUCACCUCUGAGCACACCCUCAAAAACACGGAUUCCUUCAUCGUGGUGUUCUCGCUGUCCAGUGGCCACGUGCUUUAUGCAUCAGAGCAGGCUCCCAGCAUCCUGUGCUGCAAGAGGAAGUUUCUGGAAUCUGCCAAGUUUGUGGAGCUGCUCUUCCACCAGGAUGUGAAUGUUUUCUACUCGCACACGGCGCAGCCACAUUUGCCCCCAUGGAGCAACUCACACACUGCUGGAGUUCUGUUUGACUGUGCUCAAGUCAAGUCCUUCUUUUGCAGAAUAAGAGGCGGGAAGGACCGUGAGGGCGAGAUGCGUUACAAUCCGUUUCGGGUCACACCUUACCAGCUGAAGGUGCAGGGAGCAGCAAACGGCGGGGAAGACGAGGAGCCAUGUUGCUUGGCGCUAGCUGAGCGCAUCAUCUCUGGAUAUGAAGCGCCUCGAAUCCCAAUGGACAAACGCAUUUUCACUACAACACACUCCCCUGGCUGCGUAUUCUUGGAAGUGGAUGAAAGGGCUGUGCCGCUGCUUGGGUACCUUCCUCAGGAUCUGAUUGGCACAUCUUUGCUGACUUCCAUCCACCCAGAGGACCGUCCCCUCAUGCUGUCCAUGCACAGGAAAGUUCUAAAGUAUGCUGGCCAGCAUCCCUUUGAGCACUCCCCGGUCCGGAUGCGUUGUCAGAAUGGAGACUACAUCACCUUGGACACUAGCUGGUCCAGUUUUAUUAACCCAUGGAGCCGCAAGGUUGCCUUUAUUAUCGGACGCCACAAAGUCCGGACGAGUCCUGUGAACGAGGAUGUUUUUGCUGCUCAGACAAAGAAUGAAGUUCCAGUUUCUCAUGAAGAGAUAAAAGACCUUCAAGCAAAGAUCUACAAGCUUUUCCUUCAGCCGGUUCACAACAAUGGCUCCAGCGGUUAUGGUAGUUUGGGCAGUAACGGUUCUCAUGAGCACUACAUCAGCGUUGCUUCCUCAAGCGACAGCAACGGCAACCUUUGGGAGGACUCGCACCAGCAGCCGAUGACCUUGCUGCAAAUCUGUGCCGAUGUAAACCGAGUCAAAAGUUGGGGCCAGCAUGCCUACAGGGAUUCCUGUCAGAAAGUGGCUCAUCGUGGCAAACUUGCCACAGCCGCACAGCCUCCCUCAGCCUCUAACCCUAAGGGCAGAAAUAACGGCGAGAGCAGGAAGCCAACCCACAUUCCCUCUUAUCAGCAAAUCAACUGCGUGGACAACAUCUUUAGAUAUUUGGAGGGCUGUACAACUUCAGUCCUAAAGCGGAAGAGUGACUCUCAUUCCUUGGCCACCUCCUCUUCCUCAUCAUCUACCUCAGAAGAUGACAAGCCCCUGGGAGGCACUGACAAAUCUCAGUCCAGCUCCCACGUGGUUGUGUUGGACAGUGAGGUGUCAGUGGGCCCUGCAACUGCAGCUGUUGUCGGGGCACCUCUGACAGACAUCACCAUGUCCACUAAGGCGAUGAGUGAUGUCUCAGUCACUAGCCAAUGUUCAUACAGCAGCACCAUCGUCCAUGUGCCUCAGCCUGAGUCAGAAGCCACAGCACUGGAAGAUGCUCCAAUGGGCAGCGAGCCUGCUGAUGCUGCCGCAACCCCUGUCCGUCCGGCACCGAGCCCCGCCGCUGAGGAGCGGAGGUUUUUAGGGCUCACCAAAGAGGUCCUGUCUGCUCACACUCAGAAGGAGGAGCAAGAUUAUGUGGACCGGUUCCGCCAUCGCAUCCUUCAGAGUCCUUACAGCGCGUACCUGCAGGGGGACAACAGUUCAAUGGCUCAGUCCCACCAGCCAGAAGGAUAUCUGCGUCCACUCAGUGCUGGAGGUUGGAAUCGUUCUCUAAGAGGAAAGCCCAGACACAAGCGACCCAAAGCCCAGGGUUCUUCAGGAAGCCCUGCUUCCCAUGCUUCUCCGCCUCGUCGUGCUCCCGACUCUUCCUGGCCCUCGUCCGAGUCCACACAGCCCCAGAUGGGUGUGGCCAACAGCCAAACAUCCCCACCCCAGUUGCCAUACCUUUCUGAGGAGCUGCACAGAUCACAGCAGCCGCCAGGAGCGACUCCUGUCAUGUCUGCUGGCCAGUUCAGCUACAACUAUAACAUCAUGCAGUCUGCUCAGAGCCAAGCAGGUAUCCAACCCGUCCAGAUGGUGCCUCUUCAGAACCUGCAGAAUGUUCAGAACUUUGACAACCUGCAGUCAGCCCAAAACUUUAAUCCGUACAUGGCUCCUGUCAUGGCAGUCAUUCUGCCCAACUAUCCAACCAUCACUCCAGGUUUCCCCCCAAUGUACCUGCCUGCCAAUCCCACUGCAAUACCCCAAGCAUCUGUGGGCAUGGCAGGCUUUGUUCCUGGCGGUGCUCCUUUAUCUUUUACUACAAGUUUCCAGCCUCAGCCUUGCCCCAAUGCACAGACCUCCCCCAGAUCUUUUAUUUGCUCACCGAGAGCUUGCUCCUCCGCUGGAGAAGAGGAGGAGGCAGCUGGGCAUCCGGCUUUAUUCUCCAGCUCUCGCUCAAGCUCCCCUUUACAGCUUAACCUGCUGCAGGAGGAGCUUCCCAAACAAAGUGAGGGCCAGAGCAGCACUGGACUCAACCACUCUGAAAGCCUCCAUGAAAAUCCCAAUGAGGCUGAUGCUCCCAGUGAGUCUGGAAACCAGGAUUCCCAGUCAACAUCCAGUGAGUUGCUUGACCUCCUGCUUCAGGAGGAUGCCAGGUCAGGAACUGGUUCCAAUGCCUCUGGCUCUGGUUCAGGGGAGUCUGGUGGAUCACUGGGAUCUGGAUCAGGCUCCAAUGGAACCUCCACCUCACACACUGGCAGCACCAACAGCAGCAAGUACUUUGCCAGCAACGAUUCAUCAGAGACGUCACGGAAAGCUCGCAAGAGCCAGGAAACGCCGCCAGAGCACCAACACAGCUUCGACACCCCAGUGGAGAACCCCCUGUGGAGCAUGAUCCAAAACACACCGGAGCGAGUCAUGAUGACGUACCAGAUACGCAGCAGGGAUCAGAGUCUGGUUUUAGCAGAAGACAAAGAAAAGCUUCGAGUGCUUCAGCCUCUCCAGCCCUGGUUUAGUCAGGAGCAGAAAGAGGAGCUGGCAGACGUCCAUCCAUGGAUGCAGCGUCACACCAUUCCUCAGGAAAUAGACAUGCAGGGUUGUGUGGACUGCAGCUCAGGUGCAGGUUUGGACCACUCCCCACACCCGCCUGACCCAGACAGUUCCUCACCUGUGGAAAGCUCUGAGCAAGAUUCCAUCCGACCCGUGGAUGGGAGCUAAGAACUCAGGACCUUAACAAAGCUCACAGUGGAACAGCCUUUCAACCUCUUUCCUGAAGAGUCCGGUGGAGUCGAUCCCUGCACUUUACACAAACAUUUCACCCGUUUUGUAAAGGAAACAGAGUCUGGGCCGGCCUAAGGAAGCAGAGAAAUGUGCAUGUUUCCGGCGUUUUCUCUUAGCCCAGUGUGGCUGUCUUUACUUAUUAUACCUCUUGAUAAUGAAGCCACUGAAGGCGUUUCUGUCAUUUAUAUUUAUGAUUCUAGAUCCUUUGGCACGAUGAGCCAGCUUUUAAUUUUUUUUAAAUCUGAAGUAUCCCUCAGUUGCUGCCCUUUAACGUGAGCACUGUGUAGUCACCUGUACUGUGAGGGCAGUACUGUUCUAACUGGCUGAGAGGACAAAGUGGCCCAGUUGAGCUCCAGAACACUUGCAGGACUCAUCUGUACUAAUGUGGAGCACAGGUUGCACAGUAUUUCUACAGUAUCCACUUCUUCGACAACAACAGUAGUAACCUGCCAUGACUGGCAUAAGAUGGACUUACUGGUGUCAGACGGGACAUUAAGGACAAAGACAUUUGCUGCUUUGUUGCUUUUUAUGCUCAGAUUUAGGUCGUUUUUGGAGUGUACCACUCUAAUGUUCCUUAACUUGGAUUCCUCUUGUGCAUAGCUUUCUUCUAAGUAUUUUUUUUUUCUCAGAAGUUGAUCAUUUCCAAAUCCAACCCUCUGUGCAGAACCUUCUUUCAGCAUCCAGAAUCCUGCUUGGCUUUCAAAUUUUCAGUAGCUGUGAACACACAACUCCUCUUAGACCCUUUAGCUCUGUGGCCGGUUGUAUAUAUGUACUGAUUUGAAAGACCAUCUCCUGGAUUCCCGGUCCUGUUUAGUCCUCUGUAUGUUUUACUCCGACAAACGUGGGAUUAUCCGGCUUCUGUGGAGUCUGGUUGGGGAUUAAAUUAGGUGCAUUCAAAGGGGAAACGAGUAAUUAAUGCAGGGCAGAACACAAAAGUGACCCCUGUGUGUGAUCACGUGACUGCCACUCUUCUUUGUACUGGAGUCAGACUGCAGGUUAGUGUGUGAGUGAAUGAGUGUUCUUCCUUCCUUCAAUACACGGAUGGAACAGUGGAAGACCGACCAACUUUUCUAUCAUUUUAGAGUGGCAGUAUAUUAAUGUACUGUGUAUUUUGUAGAAAACCUACACAAAGUUCACAAAUUGUACAAAAAGCCAUUUGUUUUGAAUUCAGGGAAUGUUUGUGACAAUGAAAUGAAUAAAAAGAUGGACUUAA
This is a messenger RNA of Oryzias latipes (Japanese medaka), 5354 nucleotides long. RefSeq names its product period circadian clock 3 (gene per3). Lineage: Eukaryota; Metazoa; Chordata; Actinopteri; Beloniformes; Adrianichthyidae. Gene Ontology annotation, molecular function: transcription cis-regulatory region binding; transcription corepressor binding. Gene Ontology annotation, biological process: circadian regulation of gene expression; negative regulation of transcription by RNA polymerase II; entrainment of circadian clock by photoperiod. The record is from RefSeq and is a predicted model, not a curated record. Gene Ontology annotation, cellular component: nucleus; cytoplasm.